Molecule: messenger RNA, 1848 nt
Organism: Phaedon cochleariae (mustard beetle)
Lineage: Eukaryota; Metazoa; Arthropoda; Insecta; Coleoptera; Chrysomelidae
Source: the annotation of a GenBank genome assembly
AUGUUCAAUUUCUUGACGAUUCUACCAUUAUUAUUAUUUUGUACCGCCAGGGUAUCGUCACUGCAAAAUGACAGUUUUGAAGAUUUCUAUAAUUAUGUAAAAAGCAAUCUGGAAUACGCGAAUCGCUAUGUGUUGCCGAAUAAUAAUAGAGAAUUACUUGAAACUAGUGAAGGAACUAUUCAUGUUCUAGGAUCCUACGAUUUCAUCAUCGUGGGCGGUGGAUCAGCUGGAACAGUAUUAGCAAGUCGACUCUCUGAAAUAAAGAAGUGGAAGAUUCUCCUAUUAGAAGCAGGAGGUGAUGAAAAUUCAUUUAGCGAUAUUCCUGGAUUUGGACCCAAUUUGAGAACAAUGAAUUGGGGAUACUACACCACCUCUCAGAAAACAUGCUGUUUAGGAAUGCAAAAUCAGCAAUGCCAGUAUCCGCGUGGCAAAGUUCUUGGUGGAUCCAGUGGAAUCAAUGCUAUGAUGUAUGUAAGAGGUAGUUAUGCAGAUUUCGAUGAAUGGCAAGCUUUAGGAAACUCUGGAUGGUCUUAUCAAGAUGUACUCCCAUAUUUCAAAAAAUCAGAACACAUCGAUAUUUCCGGGUAUGAUGUUGGAUACCAUGGCGUUGGUGGACCUCUCCAUGUGAACUACACCGUAACACCAUCGAUAAUAGCAGAUCCGUUCAUAGAAGCUUGUAGACAAAAGGGACUGGAAGAGGUAGAUUAUAAUGGUCGGAAUCAAAUGGGUGUAUCGAAGAUUCAGUUCAACAUAAAUUUCAAUAAGAGAUCCAGUGGUUCCCGCGCAUUCAUUGAUCCCAUCAAAGUAUCUCGAAAGAACCUACAUAUUAAAUUGAAUGCCAUCGUUGUAAAGAUACUAGUGAAACACAAAGUUGCAUAUGGUGUAGAAUAUAUACAAGGAGGAAAAAGAUACAUAGUAAAAGCAAAAAAAGAAGUGAUACUGUCAGCAGGAAGUAUUAAUAGUCCCCAAUUGUUGUUAAUAUCUGGACUUGGACCAUUGAAAGUACUAUCAAAACUGGGCAUAAGAGUCAAGAAUGAUCUACCAGCCGUAGGAAAACAUUUGAAGGAUCACCCGUAUUACAUCAACCUUUUUUUCAGAAGUAAUCUAACAGCAACGGAAUCAACUUUGAGAGAAAACCUCCAUAGAUACUUGAUGGGAGAGACUCCCCUCACCAGAUAUUAUGGAUUGGAGCUUAUAGCAUUCAUAAAUACGAAAAAUAUCACGCAGAGCCCUCCAGAUAUAGAGUAUAUCUUGACACCUCCACCUUUAGAUCUUCCCCCACACGUUUACCAUACCAAUAAUGAUUAUGCACGAGUUUUCCAGGAAUACAAUACAACCACUGAUUUUUGGACUGGCGUAAUCUUGUUGACACCCAAGUCUGAGGGAUCAGUUACUUUACGUACAAAUAGUAUGUUGGAAUUUCCUUUGAUCGAUGUGAAAUAUUUUUCUGACCCCGAAGGGCGUGAUAUUGAAACAAUGUAUCAAGGUAUAAAAUUCUUUUUGAGCUUCACAGAAACACCAGCUUUCAAGAAAAUAAAUGCAACUCUCAUGAGUACUCAUCCUGGAUGUGAAGAACUAAGAAAAAGUCCUUUGGAUAGAGAUUAUUGGUACUGUGCAAUCAGGCAUGCGACCUCAACAAUUUAUCAUCCCGUGGGAACAACCAGGAUGGGACGUUCUUUCGAAGACUCUGUUGUGAAUGACGAGUGUGUAGUGCAUAAUAUGAAAAAACUGAGAGUUGUAGAUGCAGGAGUUCUACCUAAUAUUGUAAGGGGGCAUACUAAUGCAGUUACAUAUAUGAUUGCGGAAAAAAUAUCUGAUGUCAUCAAGAUUCAUUAUGGAGUAAAGUAA